AUGGCGCUGUCCCAGAUACAGUGUCUGGACGAUAACCACGUGAACCCACGGACCCACGAGUCCAAACCGGAGUUCCUCUACUGUGAAGACCAGAGGCUUGCGCUGGAAGCUCUUCUCAAAGGUGGUCGCGAGGCGUUUAUUAAGUGCUUGGAGGCUCGAGGCCUACGGGGUUUUCUCUCAGACCCAGAGCUGGAUACGCUCGUGGGGUCGGCGGAGCCCUUUGACCCGGACGCGGAUCUCUUCUCGGAGAGUGCCGAAGACGAUGACCCCCCUCUGUCUCAGCACUACUGGCCCGAGCUGUCGGACACGACCAUCCCGCAAAUGGACCUGGGCUGGCCAGAUAAUGUGUCAUACCGGGGGGUCACACGAACUACCGUCUACUCACAACCUCCGCUAGAAGGACAGACGCACAUCAAAGAAGUUGUUCGGAAAAUGAUUGCGCAGGCGCAGAAGGUUAUCGCAGUGGUGAUGGAUGUGUUUACUGACGUCGACAUCUUCCGAGAUCUGCUAGAUGUGGGUUUUAAGAAAAAGGUUUCUGUGUACAUCCUGUUGGAGCACGCAUCUCUACCUCAUUUCCUGUCUAUGUGUCAGAGGGCCAACAUGCAUGCAGGACAUCUCAAGCACCUGCGUGUACGCUGCACAAAUGGAGCAGAGUUCUAUUCUCGGUCAUGCAGAAAGGUCCAAGGGCAAAUGGGACACAGAUUCAUGUUCAUUGAUGGAGACAAAGCCGUGUCUGGGUCGUACAGUUUCACUUGGAUGUCAGCACGGCUGAACAAAAACCUCAUCACUGUGGUUACAGGCCAGGCAGCAGACACCUUUGAUAGGCUGUUUCGUACCCUUUACUCAACCUCCAGCGCUGUUGACCUCCGACAGGUUGCUACAGAACCAGAACCUCAGCCAGAACCCAUCUCACAGCCAGUCCCAGCACCCCUUCCUAGCGCAGCUAUUGCAAGGAAACUGCACAACCCGAAAUAUGCCCUGGUUAACCUUGGCAACCCCAACCCGCCUGCUGAAAACAACCCUAAAGAGACCCAAAAUUCAGAGAACUCUAAAAACCUAGAGGAAACUGACAAAAAAAAGAGAAGAGGGGCAAGUAAAGAAGAUAUACAAGAUCCUCAGAUCCACCCUGGACUUGUCAAUCUAGAGAAAGUAUGCUUGAUAUCAUACCUGCCCACCUGGCCUGAGCCGGACCCCCCAAAAGAUGUGAUUGGGUUCAUAAACAUUGUAGAUGCCAAAAAAUCAAGUCAAGUCCAUCUACAGCGAUCUGAGUUGUUUGAAACUAGCCAAGCCAUUAGGUUCAGUAGUCCUUUCAGCAUGCCAAAGGAAACCCUUCCAGAUGUCGCCAUGCCUCGCCAAAUUUCUGAAAAACUUGAGAUGAAUACACUCCAACCAACAAAUGAUAAAGCCAAGGUUAAGGAGUCACAUGUGGAUAAAGCUGCCCUUAACACAAGGCCUGGUGAACUCAGAAGUAAAGUAGAGACAGCAGAGAAGAACUCAUCUACAACAUCAGCAAAGUGUCAAGCAAACAAAGACACAACAGAGCAUCUCAAAACUGAGAAAAACCUCAGUUCAAACACAACAACCAACCAAGAAGCAUCCCACAACCCUGCACCUAACCUCAGUGCACACACACCCCUCCAAUCCAGUGCUAAAAAAUCCACUCUCAUCCCUCGGAGGCCUGCACACGCCCUUCAGACUGUUGCCGAUAAAAGUCCUGAGCCUGACUUCCUCCAAGGAUCAAACACUACAAAAGAAACUAGUACACAAAGCUCCAAGGCGAACAGCGCACACACAGACUCAAACAAAGAACAGUACUCACAAAAACAGACUGUGCUGCCACAACCAGUGUCACAAACACAGGCUGUUCACACACAGUCACAAAACUCCUCCGAAAUAACUCCCAUCAAGACUCCCACCACCAACAACCAUGUUUCCACCUCCUCUGCCUCUGAAAAUAACACCAAUGUUUCUCUCUCAUCCUCUGUUCCUCCUCUUACCUCUUCCUCUUCUGCAACUCCGAAUCUGCCCCUCCCUUCUUCCUCUUCUUCGCCUCCAACACCUCCCAUCCCAAAACCUCGGACUUUCCAACUACUCAUAAAAGAUAGCGUCACUAGUGAUGGCAAGAGGCUGCAGCAGUUCAGCGUUUCCAAGAAGUCUGAGACCAUUACAAAGCCGGUAGUGAUCCAAAAUGAGUCCAAUGCUGAAAUGGCCCCAGAAAAACAAGCUGAGAUUGUCCCACGACUGCAAAACAGUGGGGACACAACAGAAACAGGAAAAGAUCUGGAAAACAUGGUAAAUAUUUCAGGAGCUCCUCAAGAAAAAGAGGCCAGGACUUCACAAGGGUUUGAGAAAGCAGUCUUGGGAACUACCCUAGAAGUAAUGCCAGAAAAACUCCCCGGGAGCACAACGGGAACACAGACAAAUGCUCAAAACACUGUAAAUGCUGAAAAUGAUCCUCAGGAAAAAGAGGCCAGGGCUUCACGAGACAAUAAGGUAGCGAUCUCAGGUAAUAUCUCAGCAGUAAAACCAGAAAUACAGCCUGAUAAUAUAAAAGGAACACAGAAAGUUGCACAAAACACAGUAAAUUCUCAGAACAAUGAUGCCAGGGCUUCGCAGAACGAUAAGGUAGCAGUCUCAGGAAACAUCUUAAAAGUAACGCAAGAAAAACAGCCCAACAUUGUCACAGAGUCACAAAACAGUGGAAGCACAUCAGGAACACAGAAUGAUGUCCAAAGUGCAGUUAAUACUGAAGACAGUCAAAAGCAAAAAGAGGACAGGACUUUGAAGGACACUAAGGAAGCAGUCCCAGAUACUGUCCUUGAACCCAGUGGUUUAACAUCAACUAAUAGCAAAAGAAACCCUAUGACAGAUGUAAAAUUGACAGAGACGAAUGCUUCAGGGAAAGUAGCAACAUGCAAAGAGAUAGCCAAAGCACCGAAUCAAACCAGUAAAAAUGCACCAAAUUUCAAAAGAAGCAGUGAAAAAUUACCUGCAGUAGAGGACACUUCAAACAAGGAGGCAAAGCCAAAGGAUACAGAAAGAUUAGACUCAAGAAAGCCAACCAAUAACACGCACAGCACCUCACAAGAAAUAAAUCCAAAAUCCCGUGAAGGCAAGCACACGCCAGAAAAAACCCUGCGCUUACCGCUUUGCGAGACAAACACGCCAGACUUGCUUUCACCUGAAAGAGAAUCACGAUGGCUAACGGCUCUCGCGCGCACCCCAACUCCAGACGGAUUACCUUCACCUUCUUCAGAGUCCCGAACACACACCCCAGAUCCACGGUCGUACACUCCAGACUUUCGUACCCCAACCCCAGACGUUAGUGACGGGUAUGUUUCUGCAAUAGAGGACUCCAAUCUCUCCACCACCUCAGAGGAGUUUUACGACUGUGUCGGCUCUCCUCUUGUUGAACCUAAUUUUUACCAGGAAGUUAAUCCCAAUGGUGGGACAACUGAGGAUCAUGUUAGCCUCACAAACACGAAUUCUCCAAAUGCUGCCAACAAAGACAAAAAUUGUACCACAAAGACCUCUAGCAGCGAAAUUCAGAAUUUACCAGCGAAAGCCACAUCGUCUUCUAAACUUGAAAAAGAAGAGAACAAAGAGGAGGAAUGUGUGAACAAGGACAAUGGGAGGGAAAGAGAUGAAAAUAAAGUGUCCAAGCAAGCUGAAGGGAAUUCUCAGGGAGCGAUGAGGACAGACAAGAAAGUUAAAGAGUCAAAAGAGGUGGUAGAAAAUAACAAGGAGGCUCCUAAGAAGAAAAAGGUGGUGAACCAGUCAGCAGCAGAGAAACAGGUCGAAGGAGGAGGGACUCUAGGAACGAAAGAUAAAGUGGAGACGAGGCGGUUGUCCACAAGUGACAUUAAAACAAAGCCGGUCUGCAAGGAGAAAGAGGGAUCAAACAAGGAGAAGGCGCCAUUAGGUUCCAGCGUUGUGAUGAGGCGAGAAAAGCCGCAGACGACUCGAGAGACUGAAGGGCAGAAGCUUUUGAAUAUGUCCUCCAAACCCGAAGACAAGCAGCAAGACAAUGUAGCUUCCUCCGCUUUCCGUCCCACCAGACCUGCUCGACCCCUUUCAGGCCAGUAUGUGGGGCCUCGUCCCUGGGGAGGCUCUCUGCUGAACAAGACAGAAGGCUUGGUGUACCAUGGUAGUUUUCAAGUUCUGGAUAACGCUAACAAACCAAUGAGACCACCUCCUCCAGGUACAGCAGGUGCCCUUGGGUCAACUGGGCGAAGGCACACAGAAGUCUCCCGCAGCCAGCAGAGCCUCCUUUCUCAACAGUCUUCAGCGGAUGGACGUAAACCAAAGGCUUCCAUUUUCCUGACAAACUCACAGACACAUCUCAGCUCUCAUUCCCACAAUCAGGCGCUUUUGACAAACCGAAAAGUGGAAGGAAUGUCCCCGUUUAGCUUCACUUUCAGCAGGCUGUACAGCCUCAAGGACCUGAAGGACAAGAUGAGCAAGCUGCCAGUGCAGAGCAAAAGAAGCAGCACUGAUUCUCCAUCACAGGGACGCAAGAGCACAAGUUAGUCAUCUCUGCAAAACAAUUGGGUUACAUCUAAACAAAGCAAAAGAAUAGAUGGUUAAGCAAGAAAGAACAGAAAAAAUAGCUCUGGCAUGGUAAAUGUAACAAGAACAAAUACUGAAAAAGGCCCUUUUUAUAGCCUCUGAUCCAAUCACAUGAAACCCUGCAUUUAGCUCCGGCUGAGUUUCAGAAAGAAGCUUAACUUUGACUUGUGAAUUGACCCAUGUCUUGCCUGUCUCAUUAGUUGGACUGUAUUCCUACAUGAAAGUUUGUGUGUGUUUUUUUAAGUAUGAAACUGCUCUUGCAUAUAGUGUUGCUCAUUACUGGGCCAAAGUAAGUGGGAUUAGACACGUGUAUCAUCUUUUUAAAUCUACAUUUUAUUCAAAAUGUUGCUGCCUUCAACAGUUCAUGCUGUCUGGUGCUAUCAGUGGCCUGGGGUCUCAUUUAUAAACAUUGCACACAGAAGAGGGUCUGAAUUUGGUGUACGCCACUUUCCUUUUUUUGGGGGAGGGGGGGCUUUUUUGCCUUUACUGCAGAGCUAGGACAGUCGAUAGAUACAGGGAUGAGAGCAAGGGGAAUGACUUGACUAACCUGUGGGCCUAACAGGGUCACCUUUUUAACCAUGAACUGUCAACCUUGUUUCACAGAUAAUAAAAUGUGGGAAA
Cheilinus undulatus (humphead wrasse) is the source of this 5190-nucleotide messenger RNA. RefSeq lists its product as uncharacterized. NCBI's taxonomy places the organism in Eukaryota, Metazoa, Chordata, Actinopteri, Labriformes, Labridae. The record is from RefSeq and is a predicted model, not a curated record. Bases 1 to 4530 code for a protein of 1509 amino acids. The transcript is spliced from 5 exons.